AUGUUCGGCAUAGACUUCAGUAAACCCUCUAGGAUAUCAGUGGCUGCUCCCAAACCUCGUCCUGCUACGAAAAGCAAGACCACCACUUCAUCAUCAACGCCCUCGAAAGUCAAAGCUACUUCAUCAACCUCUACAACUAAAGCUUCUUCUUCGACGAAAGAUGAAGACAAAAAUGUGAAAAGGACAAAUUCGUACUCUAAAGAUCCCAAGGGGUUCUUUGCGAAUCUACAGCAAAAUGAGAGAGAGUAUAAUAGGGUGCAUGAUAGAGUGGAGUAUGCACAUUCGAAGGACAAGGACAUAGCCAAGGAUAACACCACUUCAACUCCCUAUAAAGGUAAAGAUAAGAUCAAUGGGAAUGGGAAAUCCACUCGGAAAGAAAUUUCUUCUUCCUCUGCUUCGUCUUCGUCUACAACAGUAACUAAAACCAGGACGAAACGAGGAACGAGGAUUAUCCCUCGCGAACAAACUCCGACUGUCCAUUCAGACGAAGAAGAUGAGAUGGCCUUGGGAAGUACACCUCCUGAGAAUAUGCAUGAUGGAUAUAGCGAUUAUAGGUCUUCUGUAUCUCGAUCUGCUUCACCGAGUAGAAUCACUUCUACUCCUACACCGAAAGGAAAGAAGAAAGUAUUAGUGCCUGCUUCGUCUGAUGGAGAAAUGUGUAAUACCCCGAAACCAAGGCAGAAAAAGAGAUCUGGUGAAGAUGAAGAUCAAAAUCAUGUUGGUACACAUAAGAACAAGAAGAAGAGAAGAGAUGACGAUGAUAAAGGGGAGAUAAACGAGUCCGAGAAAGAGGAAUGUCAACGAUUGGAAUUGGAGGAAGAACAGAAGAAGAAGAAAAGAGAAAGUUUCGGCGGGACGGAUUUCUUCAAGCAAUUGGGUAAAUUGAGGAAGAAAGGUGAUUAUGAGGAUCCCGAUAUGACAGAUGAACAAAUUGAUCUCUCGAAAUUGCUCGAAGAUGUAGCGGAAGAAGACGAGGAACUAAGUGAGGAAGAUAGGAUAUAUCUAGCACCAUACAAAAGUGAAACGGAACUAUGUCCGUACUGCUCCGAACCAUUCCCCUCCAACCCUUCCGCCAACCUUCUUCGUCAACAACAAGAACUCUACAGCCUAUCCGUUCCCAAACCUACCGACUCCAAUCCCAAGGCAAGGGAACUCAGCUGGCAGAGGCACAUUGAAUUUUGCGCCUUGCACCACGCCGAAACUUCCAUUAUACCUCUGGGCAUCCGAGCGGGGUAUCCGGAAUCCAUCGAUUUUACAAACUUGGAUAAGAGGUUGGAAAGUGGUUGGAUAAGAGAACGGCUCGAUGAAAUUACUCAGAAACCUCUGUCGUCUCAGGCGUUUAGGACGGUCAUCAAGCAGAUCGACGAGGUUGGGAAGGAUACGUGGGCAGGUGUCAAAUGGCAAUCUAAACCUGAGAAUCUAGAUGCUGUCAAAACUGGCUAUUAUGGUGAUUUGGGACGAAUCAUCUUGAUUGAGCAUUUCCUGUCGAUGAGGAAAUGGGGAUAUAACCCAUGGCUUAAAAGUGAUACCCCGAUGUAUCCCGAGUUGAUCGAUCCACUGAGUUGGACCGAGUUCCUCACUCAUAUAUUGGUACCGGAAGCUUCGGUAUUAUUGAUUAUGGAUGAUCAUGGUCAUGGACGAGAUGGCGAGCUAAGGGGAUAUGAGGAGAGUGAAAAGAUAAGAAAGGAAAGUGUUGGAUAUGGUACAUGGAAAUUCAGAGAGGAUGAUGAUGAUUCGAGAAUCGUCAUGAAUGGAUUGAUGGUUGGGAAAGAUGACAAGAAGAAAAGGUUAAAGAGGAUUCGUAAAGCUCAAGUGCAAGAAAGAGAAAGGGGAUCGAAUAAGGAUGAAAUCAAGGAUGAAGAAUAUGGUGCAGAUUUGAUGACACCUAAACCCAAGUCUAAGUCGAAGUCGAGAUUAAUAAAGAACGAAAGUAUAAUUGAAGUUGAAGAUUCACCCGAUACCACUCCUGUCAUACUCAAAACAGAAAGAGCCAGAUCUAAACGUCAAAAUUCGAGUCAAACGUCCACAAAGUACGAUACAGGCACUGGUGCAGGUACAGACGAAGACAAACCGAUGAUUGGUUCAUCUCAAAGUACGGAUUACGAUGGGGAAUGGAACGAGAGAGAUUUUCUGGAAGCUGCUAAGAUUGUCUCUUAG
Molecule: messenger RNA, 2157 nt
Organism: Kwoniella mangroviensis CBS 8507
Lineage: Eukaryota; Fungi; Basidiomycota; Tremellomycetes; Tremellales; Cryptococcaceae
Exons: 5
Coding region: 1-2157 (718 amino acids)
Source: RefSeq, a predicted model, not a curated record